AUGCCUUCCCAACAACAGAACCCCAUCCUCCACACCCCCUCCACGGCCCUCACCACCUCAGGCGGCCAAACCGAAGGCAUGCUCCGCCAAAACGCCAUCGUAAACGCCUGCGACGACAUCUGUGCCUCGCGCAUGAUCGCGAAACCCCAUACCGCUUCCGCCGUCCACCAGUGCGUCUCGUGUCCCCCCCCCCCCCCCUUCUCCAGCAUCCACAGCACCCGCAGCUAAGAUCUUGCUUUCCAUCAUGUUUAGUCACGGAUCCGAAAACACCAUCGUCUUCGCCUACUCCGGCCACGGCACCAUUGUGAGCGAAGGCGGGGCGAAGCGUGUGGAGUUGAAACCGGGCGAUUAUGCUCUCAUCCCGGCGUAUGCGGAACAUCAGGAAGUUAAUGAUUCCGAUGAGGUGAGUUAUUUAUCUAAUCGUUGUUGUUGCAUAGUGAACGGGAAAGAAGGAAAGCUGACUCACUUUUUGUUUCUUUUUGAAAAGGAUGUCGUAUGGGCAAUCGUGAGGAGUGGAAAGGAACCAAUCGUGGUCAACUUACCAGAUGGAUGGGGUUCGAGUUGA
Lecanosticta acicola is the source of this 565-nucleotide messenger RNA. The record is from the annotation of a GenBank genome assembly. Lineage: Eukaryota; Fungi; Ascomycota; Dothideomycetes; Mycosphaerellales; Mycosphaerellaceae.